CUCAGAGGGCGGUCCCGGCCCACGCGCGCCUCCAAGGCCGGCUGCCGGGCGCGGUGGCGAUGGCGGGGCAGGCGGGGGCCGGGCCCGGGGCGGCCGCGACCCUCGCCGGGGGCGCUCUGGGGGGCUACCGCGCCUACGCGCGCCGCUGGCUCUUCCUGCUGGUGACCAGCCUGCUCAGCUGCUCCAACGCCGCGCUGUGGCUCAGCUUCGCGCCCGUGGCUGACACGGUGACCCGGCACUUCCAGCUCUCCACCGAGCAGACCAACUGGCUCUCACUGGUCUACCUUGUGGUGUCCAUCCCAUUCGGCGUAGUGGCCAUCUGGGUUCUGGACUCUGCUGGGCUCCGCUGGGCGACCGUCCUGUGUGCGUGGCUGAACUUCGCGGGGAGCGUGGUCCGCGCCCUGCCCUGCAUGAUCGACAGCACCCGGGACCCCUUUGCCUUCCUCGUGGCGGGGCAGAGCCUCUGCGCCCUGGCCCAGACCCUGGUCAUCUUCUCUCCAGCCAAGCUGGCCGCCUUGUGGUUCCCUGAGCACCAGCGGGCAACCGCCAACAUGAUCGGCACCAUGUCAAACCCCCUGGGCGUCCUGGUGGCCAACCUGCUGUCUCCUGCCCUGGUGAAGAAGGAGGAGGACAUCCCCCUGAUGCUGGGCGUCUACAUCAUCCCCGCGGGCCUCGCCUUCCUGCUGGCCACGGCGUGCGUCUGGGAGAGCGUGCCCCCCACCCCGCCCUCCGCGGGGGCCGCCCGCUCCACCUCGCAGAAUUUCCUGGCUGGGCUGAAGCGGCUCGCAAGGAACAAGGCCUACGUCAUCCUGGCCGUGGGCUUUGGGGGCGGCAUCGGCAUCGUCUCCAGCUUCUCGGCCCUCCUGGAGCAGAUCCUCUGCGUGAACGGCUACUCCAGCGAAUUUGCAGGCCUCUGCGGGGCUCUCUUCAUCGCAUUUGGGGUCUUGGGGGCGCUGGCUCUCGGCCUGUAUGUGGACCGGACCAAGCAUUUCACCGGAGCCGUCAAGGUCGGCUUCUGCCUGACAUCUCUGGUCUGCGUGGCCUUUGCCCUGGUGUCCCAGCUGGAGGGACAGACCGUCGCGCUGGCCACCCUCUGCGCGCUGUUCGGGCUCUUCGGUUUCUCGGUGGCGCCUGUCGCCAUGGAGCUGGCUGUCGAGUGCUCCUUCCCUGUGGGUGAGGGCGCGGCCGCGGGCCUGGUCUUCGUGCUGGGGCAGGCCGAGGGUGCGCUCACCAUGCUGCUGCUGACUGCGCUGACCGUGCGCCGCGCAGAGCCGUCCUCCUCCACCUGCCGGGACGGCCAGGGCCCGCUGGACUGGAAGGCUGCCUCGUGGUGCUCUUCUUCCACACCCCGUACCGGCGCCUGCAGGCCGAGGCCGACGCCAGUCCCUCCAUCCAGGAGGACGUGUGCCCGGCAACCUCGGCAACCCUGGACCCCGCGCCACCCCCGGCAGCUGCCCCCUGAGGCUCUGCCGCCGCCCCCCCGCCCCCAGCAGCCCCUUCCUGGAGCCGGAGCUCCUGGCUCUGCCUCCCUCCUCCUGGGAGCCCUCCAGGACGUCGCGGGGGCCCUGCAGAGGGCCAGAGGCCGGGGGCAGUUCGUGUGAUAAGGAGCAGGCUUGGGAGUGUGAGGGGAGGCCAGGAGGGGCAGGCUCUGGUCACCUUGGCUGUCCCAGUCACGACUGAGGCCGGGGCAGCGGCAGCGUCCUUGGGGGCCCGGGGCCCCUGAACACCCAGGGCACGGCGGGCUGGCCCAGGGGACGGACCCCCUGUGGCUGCAGCAAGAAGAGCGGCUGCUGUGUAGACGAGAGGCCACUGACGAGGCGGGAUGCCCUGCGGCCAUGCCAGACCAGGUGGCUGGUGCAGGGGCUGCACACGGGGAGGCCGGCCCGGCGUGGGGGGCACGGGGCGAGGGGGACUGGGUAGCUUGGGGAUUCUGAGGGCCCACCAUGGCUGAGUCUGGAGGGGACAGGUGUGGGGAAGGCUUUCCCUAAAGGAGCCCAUCCCAGAGCCAGGCUCGGCCUCUGCUGCCCACUGCGUGGCCGGCCCCCCCGCCUGGUGCCAGCACAGGUGGGGAGAGCAGGUGCGGCCGGGCUGGGCUGGAGGCAGAGGGUGGGCCCCAGGCGGAUGCGCUCACCCCGUGAACACCCUCCUACCCCCAGGGGGACACUCCCGUCCCAGACCUUCCCCACCCCGUGGACACUCCCACCCCUGCGGCAGAGACACUCGCAGGCAGGUUGCGGGUUCACGUUUAUUGAACUGGCCACAGCCCAGUGGGGUGGGGGUGCCCUUGGCUCCUUCUCGCCCCCGUGGGUGAGCACGUAGCUCAGUGCCUCGCAGUCCGGGUUGCCUGCCGUGUCGACGGUGGAGAACUGGAACAUCGGGUCGACCUGCGAGUUUGCUGGGGGGCACCAGGCCCAGGCAGGGGUGGGAGGGAGUGGGAGGGUCCCCACGGCUGCAGCCCGCAGGCGAACUAAUUACAGGAACGGGACUCCGAGCUCUGUCUUGUGUCUGUGCUUGGGGGCAGAAGUGGGGAGAGACCCUGCAGAACGAGGGGUGGGGCUGGGGUGGGUGUCCCCCCUCCCCAGUGCUGCAGCCUCUGGGAGCUGGGGCACAUCCCCCUCCAGAGCCCCCAGAGCACCGAUGGCCUCGCGUGGGCCUCACGGAGGGCCUUAGGGAAGGAGGCGAGGUGGGGACGAGGGGCCAAGCCUCCUGAGCCGUCAUCCUGUGGGCCCGGGAUGUGAGCCGCCGCCCGAGGCUGAAGACAGGAGAGAGGGGCCACAGGAGGCUGUUCUGGGGAAGGCACCGGCCCCCAAAUGGAGGGGCGGCCCCAGGUGGAAGUGCCCACCCUUCGGUCUCACCCGCUCACUGGGCAGGUGCCUCUCGGGAGCCUGGGCCGCGGGUGGGGGGAGACCGCGGGGAGCCUCCCCUGCCCCCCACCCCCCGGGGGCGGUGACUGAGGGAGGCUGGGAGCACGUGCCUGGCACACCGAAGACGCCUGCUCACGGGGCCUGGCUGCAGCAGCCUCCAAGGGGGCUGACGACCCAGCGAUGGUGCGCGUGGCCGUGAGCACUGGCCCCGCGUGGGUAGGACUGAUCCCGCCCCCAUCGCCCUGAGGGACGCGGGAUCCCGGGCAGGCCCAUCACGGCUUGAAAGCUGGAGGGGGGCAGGGCUGGGGGUGGGCUUGGUGCCCCCCGACCCUGGUGACGCCCGGGCGCCCGCGGCCGCGCUCACGCGUCCUUGUUGACGCUGCCUCUGCCGUCGGGGUCCAGCAUCUUGAGUGCGUUGAGGAUGGUCUCCUCGG
This is a messenger RNA of Hippopotamus amphibius kiboko, 3298 nucleotides long. RefSeq names its product solute carrier family 49 member 3 (gene SLC49A3). The record is from RefSeq and is a predicted model, not a curated record. Gene Ontology annotation, biological process: transmembrane transport. Gene Ontology annotation, cellular component: membrane. Lineage: Eukaryota; Metazoa; Chordata; Mammalia; Artiodactyla; Hippopotamidae. The transcript has 10 exons. Bases 60 to 1601 code for a protein of 513 amino acids. Gene Ontology annotation, molecular function: transmembrane transporter activity.